Oryctolagus cuniculus (rabbit) is the source of this 32742-nucleotide messenger RNA. The record is from RefSeq and is a predicted model, not a curated record. Lineage: Eukaryota; Metazoa; Chordata; Mammalia; Lagomorpha; Leporidae.
UGACUUGAUAUGUUAAAUAUUGUUUUUAGCAUGUUACUAUUCUUGCUAUUUGUCCAUAAAUGGUUUUGAUUUUUAGUUUUCCUGUUUUUGUCCUCAAAAUAUUGUAUUUUGGAAUUGGAGUUGCAUUCAUUUUUGAAAUAAACUGCCAAAUAUCUUAAUCUAGAAAACUUUUCAUAAUAUGAAAUCAUCUAUCCCUUGGAAAUUUGAAUUGACUCACACAAAGAGCUACCAGGAUCGACAUACGGAAUCUUUAUUGGAAAUAAUUUUGGGUAGAUUCUUCAUUUUUUCCCAUUGCUACUGAAUUUCUCAUAUUUUCUACUUUUAAGAUCAAUUUUGGUGACUUAGAUCAAGGUUUGAAGAUUUAAUUGCAUAGAAAUUUAGUAGCCUUAUUUAAAAGGACCCUUCCUUAUAGAUGUCUGUUUCCCCCUCUCAAUUUAUGCUUGUAUUUUCCAUCCUUUCAGUCUUUUGUAGACUUCUAGUGGUGUUUUAUUUAUUGUGCCCCCUACCCACCAAACAACUGAUUUCAGAACUGUUCAGAAUUUCUAAGGGCUUUUAUUUUGCCAGUUCGUAAUUUGUUCCUGCCAUUAUUAUUUUCACUUCUUCCUGUCCUUUUUCAACUUUUAAAAGUUGAAUGUGAUUCCAUUUAUUAGAUUUUCUAACAGUAUUCGUGCCAUGAAUUUUGUUACUGUACACGAUUGUUGCUAAUAUUAUUUGCAAAUGUAUGUAUUUAAAAAGUUUCCCUAUGAAUUUGCAAAACAUGAGGUUCUCGUGUGUGUCCGUGCAUAUCUGUGCGCACAUGCAGGCAGUGGUUGGGCUUGAAUGUUUAUUACAGUAAGAUAAUUUUACAAGAUAGCUUGUGAAAAGACUUAAGAGUAAGUUGAUUCAGGCGAGCUUCUAUAAUCCCAGAAAGGAAAUGCUUCCUCCUGUUCAUAAUUAGCAGAAGUAAGAGCAACUCCUAUUACCCUUUCGAAUUUACUCCAAGUUUCUGUAAAAUUUUGGUUAGAACAUUCUCACUUCUGUGUCAUCAGCUCUUACUGCUAUGUUUUGAGCUUAUUUCCUCUUCUUUCUUCUUCAAAGCCAUCGGAGUACAAAGUGGGUGUUCUUAGUAAUCAUUUACAUGCUUGAAGAGAUGCAGUACAUUAUCUGAACCUCUCAUAUUUUAUUUCUUUCACCAAUCAUUUCACUUUGCUUUUGGCUGAUUGUUGCUUUUCCUGAUUAGCUCUUAAUGGAAAAACAAAGACCCUUUGCUUUUAUAAGAGUUUGGUUAAUGCUGACUAUCAGAAGGAGCUCUGAAAUGUUAACAGUUUUUAGCUGCUUCACCUUAGUGCUUUGUGUCUUUUUCUACCUAGUUACCCAGACUGCCUUUCCUCUCCAUCUGUCUGUGGCAUAUUCUCUGUUGGUUGAUGAUCAUUCUAAGUUUGUCAUUCCUUCUAAACAGCUCAUUGAUUGGCUGGACUAAAAUCUAUUUUAAUAGUCUUUUAUUGUCACUUAUUUAGGGCAUGAGGUUCUUUUUGAAAAUGGACUUUAUGUUAGAACAGUAUUAGUUUCUUAGAAACUCUGAGUGGAAAGUCCACUAACUUCCCAUAUACCCUGUUGCACACCUCUCUGGCAUUUGUUAGAAUUGUUGAACCCACACGGAUAUGUCACUACUGCUCAGGGCACACAAUUCCCCCUUUGCUCGUGGAGUCCAUCCCACAGGUCUGGACAGGUCUGUACUGACAUCUGUCUGCCAUGUGACAUGCAGUGGUUUACUGCCCUUCAAAUCCCUUGGGUGGCACCAUUUUUUUUUCCCUCUGCCUUAUCUGCCCCAGCACCCAGCAGUCACUCAUCUCCAUAAUUUUGCCUUUUCCAGAAUAUCAUACCUAUAGAUAGACUCAUAGAGCAUUUAGAUUUUUCAGAUUGGCUUCCUCCACUUAGUAAUAUGCAUGCAAAUUUCUUUCAUGUCUUUUCAUGGCUUGACAGAUCAUCCCUUUGAACUACUGAGUAAUAUCCCAUUGUCUGGGUACAUUAGAGUUUUUUUUUUUUCUUUUUUUCCAAAUCCACUUACCUACUGAAGGCAUCUUUGUUCCUUCUAAGUUUUGUUUUUUUUGGCAAUUGUGAAUGAAGUUGCUAUAAGAAUCUGGGCGAAGACAGAGUUACAGGGAGAGGUGGAGACAGAGAGAGAGAGAGUUUUCAUCUGCUGGUUCACUCCCCAGAUGGCUGCAAUGGCUGGAGCUGCACCAAUCCGAAGCCAGGAGCCAGGAGCUUCUUCUGGAUCUCCCACACGGGUGGAGGGGCCCAAGGACUUGGGUCAUCUUCUCCUGCUUUCCCAGGCCAUAGCAGAGAGCUGGAAUGGAAGAGGAGCAGCCGGGACUAGAACGCGCCCAUAUGGGAUGCCGAUGCUUCAGGCCAGGGCUUUAACCUGCUGCGCCACAGCACCAGUCCUGGGUUUUCUUCUUACUAACAUAUCUAACAAUUUGAUUAUUAUCCUUAUAGUUAGUUCUUUGUUCCUAUUUCUGGUUAGUUAUGAAAUUCUAAAUAGAAUUGCUGAAUCAAGAAAUAUCCACCUUGUUAGGCUUGAUAUCUAUUAAGAAAGGAUAAACUAAUGCUUUUUUUUUUUUUUACCAGCAGUAAGUUUAUAUUGUUAGUAUUUUAUAAUAGAGGAAAUUGGAGAGACCUCAGAUUACCUCCAACUGACUGGCUUACAGCAUCAGAAAUGUAUUUUUUUCAGUGUUCUGGAAGACAAAAGUCUGCAAUCAAAGUGUCAGCCAGGCCGUGCUCCCUCUGACAUUCUGGGAAAGAAUAUUUGCUGCCUCUUCUGGCAUCUGGUGGCUGUGGCCAUCCUUGGUGCCCCUUGAUUCGUGACACAUCACUGUCGUCCCUGCCGCCAUCUUCACAUGCUAUUCUCUCUGUGUGUCUGCUGGCCCUCUUCUGUGGCCUUCACUAAUUGGACUUAGAGUCCACUCUAAUCUGAAAUGACCUCAUUUUUAACUAAUUACACCGGCAAGGACUUGUUUCCAGAUAGUCACAUUCUGAGGUUCCAGGUGGUUGUGAACUUGGGAGAGACACUGUUUAAUCCAGUACAGUCACGCUGAUUUUAUUUUUUGCUAUUCAAUUAAAAAUGAAAAUAUUACUGGAGAAGUAAUAAUUCUAGGCAGCAGCCACAGCAGUGAUUGGUCAAAGCGCUGUCCUCUUUCCCUUUAUGUUGCUGUCAUCUUCAGUGACAAACUUGAUAGGCUUUUGCUUAUUCUUUAUGAAUGCAAAUAUGAAAAAGUCAUAUCUUCAAUAACAAACUUUCCUCUAACAUUUAAAAAAAAUUCUGUGGGUUUACUUAGACCUGAGGUAAACAGCUUUCCUCUUAAUUCUAUUGCUAAUACUGUUCCUAAUCUUUAAUGCCUCCUAGUAUUUUUUAUUCUUGAUAGCUAAAAAACAUUUGAAAGUUAACUGUAGUUAUCCAGUCGUCAAUUGUAGAUGGUAUGAAAAUGAGAGACAAGGAGCAGACAUUUGGUGCAGUGGUUAAGCUGCUGCUUGGGACGCUUGCAUCCCAUAUCAGAGUGCCUGGGUUUGCGUCCCUACACCCUUUCCAAUCCAGCUUCCACCUGGUGUGCAUCCUGGGAGUCGGCAGGCGAUGGCCCAAGUACUUGAGUCCCUGCCACUCACAUGAUAGACCCAGAUGGAGUAUGGGUCUCUUAACUUGGGCCUGUCCUAGCCCUGGCUCUUACAGCAAACUGGGGAGUGAACCAGUGGGUAGAGAUUCUCCCUCCCUCCCUCUCCCUCUUCUCCCUUUCCCUCCCUCCUUUCCUUCCCCUCCCUCCCUCCCUUUUGCUGUCUGUGCUUUCUAAACUAGCUAAUAAAUCACUUAAAAAAAAAAAAAAAGAAAAUAGUUAUGGUGGUUUUCAAAACUGUCCUCUGGUUUUCCAGGUUUCUCCCUUCUGUGCCUUCGUGCUAGCACACACUGCCUUGAGAAUGUCAAAAGGCAUUUGACAUACAUUUUCCCAGCAUAAUCAAGUACCUCACUGUCUUUCUGUCAGCAUACCUAAAAACUCAGCACAGUAUCAUGUAGGGAGUGCUAUCGGGAACAAUCUGAUGGUUAUUAUUUGAUGGGAGGAGGGUUGUCAGCAAAAGCUGUGGCCAGGAGCUGAGAUUGGAUCGGUUUUUGUUUUCAGUACCAGCUUCCAUAGCAUAAACCCAUGGUUGUUUAGAACGCUGUUUCUGCUCUGAUGUGCUGAGCCACAUUUCAAGGCUGAAUUUCAUACCUGGGAUUGCUGAUGAUGUGGUUCAGCCUGUUUGAUCAUUUAUUUAAUGCAUGGUGACAGGGAAGCUAACUUCUUAGUUGCUGCUCUGAUUAGGCCUGGUCUAUACCAGGUGUAGUGGAAUUGGGGUGAGGGAGCCAGGUGCAGUGCACUGUGACUUCAGAGACAGGUUGAACUGGCCAAGAGGCUGGCAUUUGUAUCCUGAAUAUUACUCCCAGGGUGUGUGGUUUUCAUUGUUGCUUUUUUUUUUGUUUGUUUGUUUUAAUUUUUAAUUAGUUUUUUAACAGAUUCAAUAUAGUUUGUACUCACAGUCCUUCAUCCCUGAAACUCACACCGCUUGUUGUGGGCUGGAGAGCCGCUGGUUGGCCAAGAAGCCUGUGCAGUUGUCCCCAGUAGAGGAGCAUCUGCGGUGCAUAGGGUUGCAUAAGGAAAUUGCAACACAGCUGGGCAGCUCCAGAAGGUCACAAAUAAGGCAUUUGGGUGUCUCUGCUUCCUGAGAGCUGCAGGAGAGCAGCCAAAACUCAUCUGCAGGGUCUGAGACUUGCACAAGAAAUUUUUCUGAGCAUCCUGACAUCAUUAUGAGAAAAAUAUGGCUGACAAGUGUGGGACUCAGAUACCCACUUUAAAGGCUUCUGAGUGUGUUUCUGAAUCCUCUCUCAAAGGAUGCUGGAAGGGAAGCAGGAGAGCGUGAAUGAGUGACAGGGAAGAAGAAAGCAAUCGAGUGGGGAGGGGGCUGUCUUUUAGAUGGCUCCACAACCCCUUGCAUGAGUCAGAGAGAGACACAUGGCGCAAUGUCAGCAAGAGUAACACUUAGAGAUUUGAAUACUAAGUGUGGAUUUUCAUGGGCUGGGAAAUGUGGUCUAGAACUCCCACUGUAAGGUGAACCACAGGUGCAGGAGUUAUAAAAGCCAUCAGCUGGGGCUGGGGUGGCAUCCUGGGUUAAGCUGCCACUUUUGAGGCUGGCAUCCCGUAAGGGUGCUGGUUUGAGACCAAGCUGCUCCACUUCUCAUUCACAUCUUGAUAAUGGCCUGGGAAAGCAGCAAAAGAUGGCCCAAUUGCUCGAGUCCCUGCACCCACCUGGGAGACAGGGAAGAAACUCCUGGCUCCUGGCUUUGGCCUGGCCCAGUCCCAGCCAUUGUGGUCAUUUGGGGAGUAAACCAAUGGAUGGAAGAUACCUCUGUCUCUUCUUUCUGUCUCUGUAACUAACUAACUAACUAACUUCCUUCCUUCCUUCCUUCUUUCGUUCAUUCUUUUUAAAAGAUUUAUUAAUUUAUUUGAAAGGCAGAGUUAUAGAGAGGCAAAGAGAGAGGCCUUCCAUCCACUGGUGCACUCCCCAGAUGACCACAAUGGCCAGAGCUGGGCCAAUCCGAAGCUAGGAGCCAGGAGUUUCUUCCUGGUCUUCCACGCAGGUGCAGAGGCCCAAGGACUUAAGCCAUCUUCUACUGCUUUCCUAGGCCAUAGCAGAGAGCUGGAUUAGAAGUGGAGCAGCCAGGACGUGAAUCAGCACCCAUAUGGGAUGCCGGCAUAGCAGAUGGUGGCUUUACCCGCUACGCCACAGCACUGGCCCCGACUCUGCCUUUCAAAUAAAUAAAAAAUAAACAUGUUUUAAAAAAGCCAUCAGUCCAGGCAGGAGAGGGGAUAAGAAAUAAAGAAACCAGCCUGUCUGCCUGUAAGCCCAGGAGAGAUGGGAGCCAAUGUUUCCCUUAACAGGAAUCCUAUGUUUUGCAGGUUGUGCCUCCUGGGAGGCAGCCUGUGAGGUGGAGUUUGGUGCAUGGAAUACUUAUUAGGAGCACCCUUGAGAUCUGCAUCUAGGGACGGGUGAGGAAGGAGCCACAGAGGGUGCAGCACGGGCCCCAGCCUCUGUCCACUCCACAGGGAGCUCUGCAGCUAGAAUGGACUGUAAGCAUGUCCAGAGCUGGGUGGAGAUGGCCAGGCCUUCGUGCUCCUGGAAGAAAAACUCAGCUAACUUCCCUGUAAGGAACAUAGACUUCUGAGCAGGGUCCCCUUCUUCUCUACUAUCCCCAGAAAUCAUUCACUUCUAUUCAGAAUGACUGGCCUAAGCCUUUGCUCUCUGGGGUAAGAUAAGGUAACAACGAGGGAGGUGCCUCGGGCCUGUUAGCCAUCGUUCUCUCCACCAAAAGAACAGCCUGCUACAGGAAAACUAAUUAGCGUUUAGCCUGUUACCGCCUGCCAUCAUCUGCUUGCCAGCACACAGUGAAAGGCAGUUACAGAGAUUGGCACCAUCAGCGUGGUGGUGUUUAUGCCCCGAAAGGAUGAUAAAGCUAAUGUUGAGCAGGGAUUUCUUUGGGACUCUGUUUGCCAAAAAAUUAAUUCCUGUACAGAGAAAGAAUAUGUUUUUCAUUCUAUGUCAGGCCUUAUCUUCCACUGAAAGUUGGAAACUUGGUAAUAACCUUGGCCGGGAGGAAGUGAAAUGUGAGCUCCUUUGGAGAAGCUGUUUAGGGAGAAAGUUUGGCUCUUUUUGUGAGGAACAUGCCUUUAUAGGGAUUAAUUUUUUUUUAAAGCAAAGAUUAUACAUCAAGGUCUUUGGGACUGGAGAAUUUAGGCUAAAAAAGAAGAAAGGAAAAGUAGUGCUUUGUUAUGAUCUUAUUUUCUUUUUUUUCUCUAACACUGUUCAUUUGACUUAUGUUUAAAUGAAUUGAUAUAGAAUAAGAUGGACUAUUGUGCUUCUCAUUCAUAGAAAGCCAUGGUGGCUACUGGCCAUCAUGGUGGUCAGAGUGGGUAUCAAGCAUUUCCAGCAUCACAGAAAGUUCUAGUGGACUGUGUUGUCCAAAGCUGAAGAGCCUUAGAGACACUUGGACUGUUGGAGUCACAGUGUCAAUUGUGGUGCCCUAGGAACCUAGAAAAAAGAGCUUUUGCAGAGAAACUUACAGAUUGAGCUACUUUUGAAAAAAGAGCUAAGCUGCCACAUCCAGAAGGACCACUCUGAUGUCCAAGGGUCUGACUGUACCAAGUCUGAUUUUCCUGGAUCAGUCAAUAGGUAGAGUAUCAGUUCCUGGAAAGUGCUGUCCAUGGAUGGCUUUUCAAGCCAGUUAGUGCUUGAUUUUGUUUAUUGAGAUGGUUGGAGCCUUUUUCCUUUUGGUAAGUACUUUAGCUUAAGCCAUGUUGUGUUUGCCAUUAUCUUUUUGCAAGAUGGGUGUGAUCAUCUCCGAGGAAUGUAGUGUGGGGUGGUGGAAUGUUUUUACUACACUUUGAGAUCAUAGCGAGAUGUUUGCAGUGUAGCAUUAAAGGGCCCUGUAAACUAGGCUUUGGAAGUUGUGCUUGAACUUGGGAUUUAAAUCCCAUUGCCCAUUAGCAUCUGUGUUGCACUUGGACCUUCAUUUUGUUGGGUAGCGGUGGUUUUAGUAUAGAUGAGAUGUGGUGGCACUUUAGUGCAAUCCUCAAAUGUCUGUUUUCUAGAUUACCAGAGCCAGCAACCCAUAGCUUGAGGAUUACCAAGUCCAGUCUAAUGAAGUUUUAUUGGAACACAGCUACAUUCAUUUGUGUGUUAUCUAUGGCCACUCUAACCCUGUGGUUGCAGCUUUGCGACAUAAAGGCCUGCAAAACUGAGAAUGUUCUGGCCCUUGACUGAAAAAGUUUGCCAGCCCAGAUCAUAGACAGAUGAUUGGAGUUCCUUUCCAGUGAGGAAGCAUCUAUGCAGGACCAGGUCUGCAAAAGGGCUUUUAGGGUAAGCUGGGGAUUUCCCCAUUCUCCUAAAGCUUUUUGAGGCUGUAUAAUUAAGUAGACGACAAUAGGCAGGGUAAUUAUACUUUUUUGGGUCUCAAAGAUGUGAUGUAACUUCCUGGAAGUAUGCUUCUCCAGUUCUUUGUCUUUCUCAUUCUUUCUGGAAGACUGUUUCAUAUUUUCUGCUAUCUUUUGUAUCUGCAACAACUGCUCCUCCUCAUUGCUCACCUGAUAAGCCUGUUUGCCUCUUUAAAAAAUAUGCACUUAACUGAGAAGCAGAGAGAGAGAGAGGGGAGAAAGAGCUCUCAACUGCAGGUCCGCUCCCCCACAUGCCUCCAGCUGCCAAGGGUGUGGGCCAAGACUGGCACCAAGAACGGGGAACUCAAUCCAGGUUUCUCCUGUGCAUGGCAGGGACCUAUUCCUAGGCUCUGCAUUAGCAGGAAGCUAGAAUCAUGUGCAAAAUCAGAACUCAAAGCCAGACACUCUGAUAUGGGAUGAAGGCAACCCGAGCUGUGUCUCAACCAGUAGGCCAAAUGCCCACCUCUCACUUGCUGCUUUUACUGAGAUAAGUGAAGGCAAAUGAAGAGAGCUUUCACAGCCUUUCACUACUGCAUCACUCGAUCCCAUGGUGCCUGAACCCAUAUGCUCUGCUGUCCCAUCAGUCACCACAGAGGAACUGGCCUCUGUCUCCAGCCCCUUCUUCCAAAUGUACCCUGGGUUUCAUUCCUUUCACCUUCUUCAGGCCAUUGCUCCCCACUCCCUUCUGUGUCACUUGUCUUGUCUUUCUUCUGGGUCACUUGAUUCUGUUCCAGCCUCUGCCAGUUGCGGCUCCUAUAACUUUGCUCCUCUUUGCAGCAGAUCUUCAAGAAGUCAUUCACAUUCACUGUCAAUGUCUUCUCAUCAGCCCCUCUCUUUCUCAUCCUCUCUAGCUUUUGUCCUGAUCACUUGCUCAGUGAAAAUGGCCUUGUCAAAGCUCCCAUUCACCCUCAUGUCACUCAGCCCAGUGGUCAGUUUUCAGUUCUUAUCAUCCUUGGCAUGGCCGAAGCACUGGACACAGCUCUGCAUGCCCCCACCCCCGGUGUAUGGUCUUUACGGAUCACCCGUGCCUGGAAAACCUGGAUGCAGUUCCCAGUUUUGGCUCCAGUCCUGGCCCACCCCUGGAGUUUCAGGCAUUUGGGGAGUGAACCAGCAGCUCUCUCUGUCAUUUCCUCCAGUGUCAGGAGGCACCUCUGCGAACAUCACAUCUGUCCUCCACAGUGUAGUUUUGCAUCCUUUUCUUCCUUUUCUCUCUUUCUCUGUCCCCUCUGUACUUGAGUGGUAUCAGCCAGUUUUAUGGCUUGAUUUACAGCUCAUUGGCUCAUCCAUCCCAGUUUUUUUCUACCAGAGGUCUCCCUUCCAAGACUCACACUUGUGUAUCAGCUGCCCAUUAGACAUUUCUGCUCUGCUAGCCAAGAGAUGCCUUGAAUGUGGCACUGGGAGAUGGAGGUGCCCUCUAGCCUCUUCCAGACCUUCACAUUUGCCGGCCCAGUCAGUGGGGAGGCUACCCUGCCAGUUGUUCAGGCCCUAAAUGGUGGAACCCUAUUCCCCGACCCAACCAUGCGCCCCAAGUGUUGCUUAUUAGGAAAUUCCAUCUACUUUGUCUUUGUAAACCUGCGAAUCAACUCUUUCCUGGGUGGCACAAAAGCCUUCAUUCUCUCCAUCUUGUCUCUUAUUUCCCUGCAUUCUGUUGUCAACAUUGAACUAUAGAUGGCCUUUCAAAAUCUUAGGUUAUGCCACUCUGCUGCUCAAAACUCAAACAUGGGUCCCUCUUUCACUUAAAAGUCCUUCCAGUGGCCUUCAAUGUCCUGCACCCUCCGUCCCUCCUACUCCUUCCCUCUAGAUGCUCUGCCCCUUAGCUGGCUGUUCCUGAAACACACCAGGAAAACUCUUGCCUCAGGGCCUCUCACUGUCUCUCUCUCUCUCUCUCUGGCUGCUCCAUUCUCUUCCCCCAUAUCUGUUCUGCUCACUGCCUCUUCCCCUUUAAGUCUGUGCUCAGUGUUGGUUUCUCAGUGGGACCUGCCAUUGCUGCCUCCGCUGAUUCCCUGGUCACCUGCCUGCCAGUCCCACCUAACACCACUCAACUUCUUGUUUUUCCAUAGCCCUGCCAGCUGACAAAUACAGUCUGUUUCCUGCUGCUAAACUCUGAUCUCCAACAAUGGGGAUUCGAGUCUAUUUUGUUGGCUGAUAGGGCUCAAGUGCCAGGACCAGGGUGUGAUUACUGGGCCCUUGUACACGGCGGGAGCUCAGUCUGUAUUAGUGCCGUGAAAGAAGAGGCUCUGGUGCAGUCUGGUGGAACUCUUCCCUGUGCCACCGAAGCACUAGCUCACUUGUCUUCCUGAUAGGGGCAGUGUGUCCCUGAGAGAUCAGACGCCACUUCUUUUAGUUUUACUUAGAGGGUAGGAAUGGACACAUAUGUCAGAGUGGUCAGUACAAUGGCUCCGCUGUCUUGGUCACUGUCCAAAGGACUUCCACAUGGCUGUGGAGUUAACUGUGGCCUGUGGUUUGCUCUUGUUGAUGUGACUGUAAGCAGGGGUCCCGGUGGAAGCUGCAGGGAGGAAGCAGGUCAGUGCUCACUGUUCCCUUGGCCUGUCUCUUUUUCCAGCUCUGUAGCUUUGGAUGUUGCUCCGUGUUCAGUUUGAGGAUCUGCUGCAGCUUUCACGGAUAUUCCCUCCCGGCGCUGGGUCAUUCUCUUCUCAUCAUCCUGUUCUCCUCCAGGAGAAUGUUUGCUGUCUCAGGGUCCUGUGAGCUCCCAAGGGAGGACUAGCUGCCCCACCACUGGGGAGCCACAGCACCUCCAUCAAUACCUUGUGUCGCAAAGUAGGGUGCUCAGUAAAUAAGGGAAUGCAACAGGGAUGAAUGAGUAAAUGAACAUCAGCCCUUCUCAGUUUCUUCUUUUACGGUAUGCUUUCUUGGAUACUGCUUGGAAAUUUGGGAGGUAUUUGGGAGCAAGGGGAGAUUGAGUUGCUGGCUGGGCUGCAGAAGAGGGUCGUUGAUAUUCUACUCUUGAUUGAUGUCCAAAGGUAGACAGGACACCUAGCGGAAGAUUCGGGAAAUGGAUCCUUUGAGGGAAACACUCAGCAAAUUAAGUUUUGGGCCCUUGAUUUUUCAUAGUAGCCCAGGGCUGAAGAAGCAGAUUGUCCUGAGCACAUACACGGUGAGGAAGCAGAUGAUCCCCGCUGCGUUCAGACUGUGGGGUGAGUCUGGGUACUGGGGCAGACAGCAGGCAGUGCCUCUCCAGGCAUUGGUUGGCAUGAAUUGAAGUCUUGUCUUUCUUCUGAUUGAAAGAGGAGUUCUUCUGGGCCAGGUACCUGGAGAAAGAGAGGAGUUGGGAAUGACAGCAUCAGAUGUGAAUGUGUGUGUCUGUGAGGGGGUAGGAGAGAAAAGAUGCUCUCAGGAGGGCUGGCCCCUGGGCUAGUUUUGGUCCCAGGUAGGGGCAGGGGAGAAGGUUUAGAAACCUGAGCUGCAGUUGUGUUUCUGCAGAGGCUUUUGUGUGACCUGUGAACCUAUGCAGGACACAUCAGGGCCCAAAGGCCAAGUGCCACACAGCAUAGUGAUGGGGCAUUCCUUGUACCUCUGCUCGGAACUCAGCGGCCUUGGGCAUCCUGGCGGAUCUUUUGGGAUAUCUCUGGGUCUGCUGCAGGGUAGGUGGACUAAAUAGAGUAGGAGUGACGUUGAGUCAGAUUGAAAUAGGACUCUGUGACAGGCUUGCAUGAACCUUUGUCCCCUGGUUGGUCCCCAUCGCUGAUUGUGUGGCCAUCCUCACGCAUCAUGGUAUCUGUGGCGUGAACUCAGUAGACACAUUCAGACUUGGUGCAAAUACGAGCACUGUCCAGGGGCCAGACCAUCCCGAGGUGUGUGGGCUCUAGGGUCAGGCAGACAUGGGCGGGUGCAAGUUCUGACUCCACUGUGCAACCUUUGGGAAGUUCCUACACCCGUUAAGCUUUGGUUUCCUCGUGGAUAAGAUGAGACUCAUAAGCUUGUGGUGAGUGUUUAAGGAGAUCAAAGAUGUAAAAGUCUAAUGUCCAAUAGCCAUUGUUACUGUUGUUAGUGUUAUAUAUUGUGGUGAGUAAGCUGGAAUCCAAUUUCUCGCAUAGAGGACUGCAUGAGUUUUGUGUCUGUGCUUUUUCUUUGACGUAUUUUCUCCCUGCAGAGUUUUAUGAGGGAGGCUCCUGUUACUCCUGUUGUUCACAGCGAGGAAACCAAGGCCUCACAGGAGAAGGCUGAGGUGCGGGAGUCACGCAUGCGGGGGCUCGUCCUGUGCACUGCAUUCACACUGGCAACGCCAGUGAAUGGCUUCAUUGAAAGCAUUUGUCACUUUGUUGGUUGCAGAAACUCAGGCUUACCAAGUCUGUGAUCAGCUGGCCUCAGGGUCUCUGUGGAAACUUCAUGGAUUCGAAAAAGUUACACAGGGUGCGACUCUGGCGUGACAUCCUGAAUUCAUGUAAAUCAGGCAGGAAAGAUACUUGGCCCCCACGCAUAGACACACCUCGUGGCAGCCUGGGUCGGAGGUGCUGCUACUGAGAGCUCGCUUCUAUAGACGGCUUCUCAUGUGUACUCACUUGAUGCUCCCUGCCAGCCCUCUGCUAUCUCCACACUUUACAGAUGAAGAAAUGGUGCUGGGGAGUUCAGUGACACGCCCCAGCCGGAGCUGAGUGUAGUCACGGAGCCAGGCCUUGAACCCUGGCAGCCAGCCUGCUCGCCCGUGCCGUCACCCUCUGUGCGGCCCUGGGGGGCGGUUGAUGAGCACAGUUCAUCAAAAACGAGCUGUGAUCCGCCGGAUGAAAGAGGAGGUCUGUGCACAUGUGAAUGUGCUUUUGUGAACCAAAAUGUGCUUCGGUUGUUUUCCCUGUGUGUCGGGGCAGAGGCACCGCGGACUCCCAGCGCGUCUGCACAGGGCUGAUUGAUGAGGGUUUGCUCCACUCCACCAGCUGGUCCACAACACGGAGCUUUUCACGUUCUGAGGGGGAGGAAAUGAAUAAACAGGCAUUUGGGAUGAAGCCGACCAAGUCUGUGGGUCUGGCGGAGAGACGAAUUCAGUUGAAAGGAGUUUUGACAUGCAGUGCAGGCUCUGCCUGACCCAGUUUUGCGGGAGAGUUCCCAGCAAACGAGAAUCAGGAGAUGAGAAUUUGCAUGUCAAUUUCCCAUUGGUUAUAGAUGCAUUUCCUGGUUUAGGUGGACUAAGCGAGAUGGCAGAGUCAUCCGGGUAUAAACAGUUGAUGGUCAUCCUUUCUCGACUUUAAAUGUAAUAAAAUUGCCAUCGAUUUUGGACAUUUAGAAUGUUUAUGUUUUAUAUUUUGAAGGAAUCUUCAAAUAUCCAUGGAAGAUAUUAUACAUAGAUAAUGUGAAACUUUGUAUAUAGUGUAUGUAUACACAAUGUAUAUAAAUAUGAACACAUUGUAUGGAUUUCAGAAAUUUUUUACACCUAAAAAACUUUUAAUCUCAUUUUUUUCAUAAACUUCUUGAAAUUCUCUCAUAUUUUGACUUUUAAUGCCUUGUAUAAGUGUGGCAGUCUCAUCCUAUAGGCACGUGAAGCCAUACUGCAUUUAAUUAUUUUUAAGUCAAAUACCACUAGGGAUCUUCUUUCCAUUGCUUUUUUUGUCCUUCAGAAGAAACAUAAAGCCAGAAUAUACUUGUAGAUUUAACAUGGCUGGCCAAGAUUUCUCUAAUGCCUCAGCAAGUUACCAGAAACAAAAGCUACGUGGCAGUGGUCAAGUAUGUGCCCAGCACAGCAUGACUAAAAGUAGCAUCAAGUUGUGGGGAUGCAAAUGGACGUGCUCUGCUUCUGUUCUAAGGGUCCCACAGCCCUUCCAGUUCUUCCUCACCUGCCCCUGCUCACCUGCUCUGGAAGGGGCAGCCCCUUCCCCAGCACCACUUCAGAUGACCUUGUUCCCCCCAAAUUCUCUGAACGUCUUUCUACUUUGGGGGAAGAAAUGAUUCAGAAAACACUUUGUGCUCAUGAAAAGAGACUGGUUUCAAAAGCUCUGGGUGGUCCCUGGUAGAUCCAUUUGGGAAGCAAGUAUGGGUAGGAAAGGAGGACAGGACAAGACAGAAAAAAAUGGUUGGAGAGUAUUGUAAUAUUUACUUGCCUUUAAAUCAGAAUAAAUGGGCAUCUUUCCACAAAAGCCAAAGGAGACUGCAAACUCAUUGCCCAACUCUAUGUAGGACACUCACCCCAUUCAUGCUGAGACUGAAAAAGAAAUAUUAAUGCCAGUUUAAAAAUCGCUUUUCAGAAAUCAGGGCCAGACUUGGACCUCAGAAAGAAGUGAUGUAAAGCUGCGUGAGAUGUGAGGGAAGAGGAAGACAGGAAGGAUCUGUGCAUAUGCACGUGCAUGUGUGUGUGUGUGUUAGGUAAUCCAGGUGUGUGCACAUCACGUGUGUGGGUGUUAGGUGAUCUGGGUGUGCAUGCAUGUGUGGGUAUUAGGUGAUCCGGGUGUGUGCACUUGCACGUGUGGGUGUUAGGUGAUCCGUGUGUGUGCACAUGCACGUGUGGGUGUUAGGUGAUCCGUGUGUGUGCACGUGCACGUGUGUGUGUGUUAGGUGCUCCGGGUGUGAGCAUGUGCAUGCACGUGUGUGUGUGUGUUAGGUGAUCUGGGAGUGUGCACGUGCACGUGUGUGUGUGUUAGGUGAUCCGGGUGUGAGCAUGUGCAUGCACAUGUGGGUGUUAGGUGAUCUGGGUGUGUGCACGUGCACGUGGGUGGGUGUUAGGUGAUCCAGGUGUGUGCAUGUGCACAUGUGGGUGUUAGGCUUUCCUGUUUCCAUCACUUGUAGACCAGUUCUUGUCCACGUGUCCAUUAGUGGUGCUUCGGUGCUCACAAAAGCUCCCUGUCCAAAUGAGGCAAGCAGCAAGUAUUUCAUGAGCAUCUACGUGUAGUACAGCCACCUGCAGGAGGAAGCACAGUAAGAAAACCACUGUUGUGAUCUGCAAGGAGGAAAGGAGAGUAGCCCUAGGGAAGAGAGCUGACCCCCUCUCCAGCUGUCCGUUGUCCUGACUGCUUGUCUGCAGCUCCACAGCGAUGGGAUUUUUGCUUCUUCUCUGAACGUCAGUGCCGCAGACUAUGGGAUGUGGAAUAAUCUGCAGAGUUUGAAAGGUUGCUGGGAGAGUGAUGUGAGACAGUGGGAGAGUGCAGGCUUCUUGGAGAGUCCUCUGUGGCUUGUGAGUACCCUCUUACAUAGAAGUCAUGAAUAGUAAGUGAGGAGUUGUGUUAAUUUUACUGGAGGAAGAGAUCUCAGUUCCACUACCUAACUUUCUGCCCCUACUCACAAGCAAACAUUUUGGAGGCCCAGGUCCGUGGAUGGACCAGGAGGGUGGGGAGGUCUCAGCGCUGUCCAUUGCCCUGCUGUAGAAACUACUCAGCCACAGAGCAGCUUGAAUGGGCAACAGGGAAGGGAGAGGGCACCAAAGAAUGUGCAGAACACAGCUCACGGGGCAGGCAUUGGGCCUGGUAGUUACAGCACUGGCUAAGAUUGCUGGGUCGCACAUCCAAGUGCCUGUGUUUGAUUCCUGGCUCUGGUUCCUGAGUGCAGUUUCCUGCUAAUGCAGUCUCAGAGUGGCAGCACUGACUGGUCAAGUUGAGUUCCUGCCACCCACAUGGGAGACCUGUACUGAGUUCCCAGCUUCCAGUGUGUAGCCCAGCCCAGCCCUGCCUGUUGUGAGCAUUUGGGGGAGUAAACCAGCAAAUGGGAACUCGCUUUAUCCCUCUCUCUGUCUUAAAUAAACAUGAAAAUUGAACACACAGAUUUACCCACAAGUAGUAUGGAUUUGACACCAGUUCAUCCAUUGAACCCACGUCUCACCAUGUAAUUCUACUGGGUUGACAGAAUGCCAGCCCGAGCCCUGCAUCCCUGGGCAUGCUCCAUGGCAGCCACCACGAUUGUUUCCUUACUCCAGCCGCCUGCAGUGGCACAGCUAGGAUGAGCAGAACCCCCUUUUCUGUUCAGAUUCAUGGUGGUGGUCUAGUGGAAACAUGGGGUGUUUGACUUGGAGCUGCAAGUGUGUGAGAGCCGCAAGCCUCCUGCCCGCCUUUGGAGCAGUUAAUUUCAUUUUAUUCUUAGAGGCAUAGACAGGGCACUGCUAUAUAAUUUUGGGGGUAGAAUAUAAUUAUGGGAAUAAAAAGACCCCAUUGGAUGCUUCAGGAAAACAGGUAAAAACAAGUCAUGUCAGUCUUCAGUCUUUUCCAUAUUUUCCCUGUGUGUUUAGCCACCAACAUGGGUAGCCAAUGCUGACAGUUUUCUGCAGUGACUGGGGUUUCCCAGAGAGCUCAGGUGCCUGAGUUUCAACUAGUCUUAGCCAGGAAGUCUUGGAAACUGCAAAUGCGAGUAAGUUGUGAGAAGCCCUGACUCAGGGCCUUUGAACCCCAGAUACUACUUCUUCUCUCAUCACUUUUUCUGUGUCCUGUAGUAUUUGAUUAUGGUUUUCCAGCAACAAAAGCGAUACUCAAUAUAAGAAAUUUGAAAAGAUACUGAAAAGCAGCAAAAGAGAAUAAAAGGCAUCCUUGUUCCAUUAUGCAUGUGUGGACAAAAAUUAUGAACAUUUUGGUACGUUUUCUUCUAGUAUUUUUUUCUACACAUAUAUAUGUUUACGUUGCUUGCACAUAAUGACAUUAGAAUUGGUUAUUCUCCUUUUUAAUUCACUCCUUUCAUAUUGUCGGCUCAUCAUCUUUUGCUUGGUUCUUGUCAUAGGAAAGUUUUUAAAAAAUCUUGAAGUUGUCAUUCCAGAAAAAGACUUAUCUUCUUACAGGAGGAAAAAUGUCCAUUUAGUGAAAGCUGUGACACAAGUCUAGACUUCUAAACAAUUGAGAAAAUUUUGCAAUCAGGGCUGCUUUUGAUUGAUUGAUUUUUGUUUAUUUGAGUGGUACAGCCAGAAAGAGAGAGAGAGAGAGAGAGAGCUUUCCAAAUGUCCUUGAGAGCCAGGAGCUCGGCCAAGCCAAAUCCAGGAGCCUAGAACUCCAUCCAGGUUUCCCACAUGGGUGGCAAGGACCCAAGUACUUGAGCCAUCACCUGCUACCUCCCAGCGUGUGCAUUAGCAGGAAGCUAGAUUGAAAGUGCAGCAUCCAGGAUAGAACCAGGCACUCCAGUAGAGAAUACAGGAGUCCCAAGCAGCAGGGUGACCAUCCAGAGGUUGUUUUUGAGUCUGACACUGACUAGGAGCAGAGCAGAGUGAACUGAGGACAGAAUUCCGAUACUGCAGAGGGUCGGCAGCGCUGCAGAGGUGUGAGUGCACAGUGGUAGAUGUUGCACAAUUGUUAUCAAGCCCUGUAAUUGCACAUGCAGUAUUAAUAAAUAGCUAUGUACUGAGUCAGUUGGCGCUUGCUGCAGGGAGAAGCCACAAAGGAAUCCUCACAUGUUAUAUUUUGUCUGGGGAGUUGGAGUUAAACUGGGCAUGAGCUCACGGACUAAGACCUCCCUCCUCCCCCGCAGAGAACUCAGGAAAGAAGAAAACCCUUAAGCAAAUACUUGAUUGUGGCAAUUGUGGGGAGAGUGCUGGCAUCUCUUUUAGUUACCAUUAACUCGCAUUUCAAAAAGACCAAGUGCUUUCUUGAAAAGUCAGUAUAACUUCUCUAUAAGACAUAUGAUAUCUGAGCCUGAAAGAACUGAAAAAACCCACAUUCAUUUCUAAACUGAAAAGUAUUUUUUAAUUUUAGUGAAAUAUUAGAAAAUGUGGCAACAAAUGUCAUUAAAAACACCCAUAAUACAGUUUGGUGUAUGCUUCCUGUAAUGUUUUCUUCACUUUGUUUUGCAUUUGCUUUGUUUUGCUCUGUUGCAUGGAUGUUAUUAAUCUUUGGUUGGUCAUUUAGAAGUUUCACUGCCUUUAUAACAAAUAAUGUUUCAGGGAAUGUCAUUGUGGCCAACUCUUUGCGUAAAACCUAAGUGACUCCUUUGGGUAGAUACUCAGCAAGGAGAGAGUUAGGUCAGCUCCUGAUAUGCAUUGAAGACCCACCAUCUACAUCACCAGCUGGUGUGAGGACAUGUGCCGGUUUUACUCUGUCAGUGAUAGUGUACGUGCCUUCCUCAGCCUUUAUCAACACUUUCUAAUUUGAAUGCAAGGCCAAAUAAAAUAGUAUCCUAUUCCAGUCUUACUAUGUUCAUAAUACAAGGAAGUAAAACUGAUUUUCGUACUCUUAUUGCACAUUUGAAUUUCUAUGUCAGUGAACUAUUCGUGGUCCCCUCCCCAUUCUGGGGGUUCUGUUUGUUGGGAAGUCAUAUUUUGUUACAUGUUGCACCUGUUUGGGUAUGUUUGUGGUAGGCUGUUGAAAUACAUAGCUGUAAGCUUCCUAUUUCUGAAGGAUAACAGCCGUUUUGAAUGGAAGCAUGAGAGACAAAUCAGAUAUUUAGGAGCCGUCUGGAAAUUUUUAGAGUUGGCACUUCACCCAUUUUACUGAAGGAAAUACUCCUGUAGAGGAAUGCAUGUAUUAUAUUGUGCAACACAUUAUUUUGCAGGAACGAGGCAUAAAUUGUGAAACUAGAAGUAAGGAAGACACAGACAGACCAUCACUAGUGCCUCGCAGCCCCUGACUCCUCACAGCAUGGACCUGCGGGGGCUGCUUUUCUGCUCUGUUCUCUUUCGGUGUCUGGCUGCUUCUGCAUUCGUCAGUGUUAGGUUUUCAAGAGCCAUCUAAUGCUGAGUGGCUGUAGACGUUGGUUCUCCGUGCUGUGGAGUAUUUCUUGGUGUAAACAUACCUCCAUUGAUGGAUCCAUCGACUGCGGGUGGGCAUUUGGCAGGUUCACCUUGUGAGUUACAAGGAGUGCUGCUGUGAAUAUUCCAGCACAUGAUUUUGAGUCAGGCACAGAACUGACAUUUUAACAAACUUUUCAAGUGCCCACACCCUCCUGUCUUCUUCAGUGACAGCUCUUGAGCAAAGGCAGGGACAGCACAGACCUGUGAUGCAUAGUGUUUUUGUUUUCCCUUUCCUUGGCAUUACUCUUAUAAAGUAAGGGCGAGAGUAAUGAAGUUCUAACAAGGUACUGAGUUCUGAUUUAAAUUGUAGAUAAUGACUGCUGGCUUCAGGCUGAGCUAUCAUUUAUAGAUGAAGAAUUAUAUCUUAGGAGCUAUUAUUUUCCUUAUCAGUUUUUCUUGAUUCACCCUAGUAAAUUGAAGGCUCAAAUUGUCUUAAGAGGAAGGAGUUUAUUAACUUACUGGUCUCAUAAGCAACCUUCUUUGGUUUACUAGUUUAAUGAAAAACACAUCUUUGGGGUAAGAAAUUGGAUUUAGGCCAUGUGCAUGCAUGAGUUGAUGUUGAGAGUUGUACCAAAUCUGGAUCACGUUGCUGUGUGAUCUUUUGGUAGAAUUAAAUAAAAGGCAUUAAAAAAAUUUAUAGCUGCCUUUUACCAGCCUUAUGUCUGUGUUGUUUUUUUUUUCCUCUCUAGAUUCUUUGGCUGACAUGAUUUUUGAAGUUCUGCCAUACUCACUUAUCAGCCUGUGGCAAAUGCAGUCCUCACCAGGGUUAAGAUGAAAGGCUGAUAGUUUAAAAAAAAAUCCAUGUGCUUUAUAAAAAUGCCCUACCUUUCUCAGGAAUUGCCAGGAUUUCCUUGAUUUCUCCCCCUCUCCUUCUUAAUACAUAGGGGAAAAGCUAAAUUCUUAUACUUUAUUCUUUAAAACUUCAAGUAUGUGUACAUCUAUUUAAAAGUUAUCAAUACUUCACAAAACAUGUCUAAACUGACAAUUCAGUGACUCAAAGGCAGCCAAGUACUUGCUGGUGCAUUUCCAAUUUUAUGGGCAUCUCCGCAAACGAUGAAUCACUUUGUACUUCCCUCAUCUACAUGGGCUAAAUAUUAAUCUCCACAGCAACGCCCAUGAGUAUUGAACAGAUGAAAAAUUAAUGGUGGGAGAGAGGAAGUCUGCACUAUAGUAGCUCAUGUCCGUUUUUCUUGCCCUUUUCCAUUUAUUUUUAUUUUAAUUUUCAUUUCCAUGGCUUUUCAUGUCCUUAUACCAUUUUCUCUGCCAUUAAAGGACACUAGCUGUAAGCUGAUAAAUAACAGCCUAAUGGUCUUAAAUAGUUAUCUAGCAACAGUUAACAGGGACGUAAGAGCUCAGAACCAAACCCUGGCAAAAUGCUGCCUUAGGAGACUUCUGUCUGCUUUUUCCCAGUUUGUCGCUCCUUCCCUGCUUGGAGGUGUACGCCUUCUGUGUCUUGAGGUCCUGUCGCCAUGGCCCACAUGGACACCCCUGUGUCCUUUCCUCUGGGGCCUGCUUCUGAUCACAAGGAUGCUUGUUGCUGCUAUUGCUACCCUAGAGAAAAAAACAGCCCUGUCACUGUCAAGUACUGGAAGCCCCUCCCCCUGCUCUCCCGUUCAUUCAGUGAUUCAUUCAUCUGUAGGAUAAUCAUUUAGUGCCUGUGGUAUGCGAGGUAUAGGACAAACACCAUAGCUACCAAGGCCCAGCCCCUGCCCUCAAGGAGUUUUUUCUGCUGGUGGAGACACACAAGUAACAGGGCAGUGUGAGAUGCCCUGUGUGUGUGUGUGUGUGUGUGUGUGAGUGGAGUGGAAAGUUGGGCAGGCCCAGAGUUUGAAGGCAGCCAGGUUUCCCGAUGGUCUGAGGAACAGAACAGUGGCACAUCCUUCUAAAGACUUCUAAGUGUGAGGACCACCAUUACUUUGCACAUUGCUUCAGAUUCCAUGAAGAGUUUGCUUUACGCUCUCAAAAUUAUGAGAGAAUGUCAUGGUACUUCAGGAAUUUCAUUCCACGGAGAAUGGAAUUAAAACAUAAAUAUUUCCUUUGAUCCAAAAACUUUUGGAAUACAUGCAUACUUUAGGUGAGUUUUUUUAGAUUUCCCAGUGCUUUGGAUUUUUCUUUUGUGGUUUGCAUCCUUUUUUCUUUUCUUUUCUUUUUUUUUUUUGCAAGACCAUAUUUUCAGUUGAAUUUUUCAGAAUAAUAGCAUGCUCACUUCAUAGAAUCGACUUGCAAGUAGCUUUUUAGGGCUUUCUUUCUGUGAUGAACUCAGCAAGGCACAAAAGAAGUUCGUGACUUGCUAUCACCAGCAACUAAUUUUCAGUGAGACAAGGCUUAGACAUGGCAAAAGUGAGACUCCACAAUGUACCAGCGUUGUUUUUAUUUAAUGACAUAAUAAAUCCUGUGAUAUAUCACUAUCUUCAUGAGCUGACUAUGAACAUUAAACUAAUCCAUUACUUGUGUUUUCUCAUUUUCAAAUGUCCAUGUGGAAAAAAUGGCUCCAUAUUUGGGCUUCAGGAAUGUGCAUUUCUAAGGAAGAUAUUUCUAAGAGUAGUUAAACAUCUUCCUAGCCCCCAUGAAAACCUCAGUAGUUUUGUACAUAAUUUUAACUCUUAAAACCUUGAAAUAGGCACAUAACCAGACAGUUCGUAUUAGGUAAGGAAGAAUUUUACCAAAAUGUUGGGUGGAUUCUAUGUUUCUUUUAAGUUUUUUAAAUGUUGUACUUUUAUUUCAUUUGAAUGGCAGGGAGACAGAAAGAAAUAGACAUAGAGAGCCAGGUCUGAGCCAGGCCAAGGCCAGGAGCCUGUAACCUGGUGUGGGGCUCCCAUGUGAGUAGCAGGGAGCCAGCCACUGAGUUAUCACCUGCUGCCUUCUGCGGUAGGCAUUAGCAGGAAGCUGGAAUUGGAAGCAGAGCUGGGACUCAAACACAGGCACUCUGAUCUGGGAUGUAGGUGUGUCUCAAAACACCUGCCUCAGUGCUGUGUUUCCUGUAGGAGGGAUCAAACAAAGAUAUUCAACAGACUUGCAGUACCUGCCAGUACAUGCAGCCUACUGAACAGUGAUGCGCAUGUCUCAUCCCUUCAUAAUUUCAUUAUUGUUUUCUCUGGCAGUAAUGAGCUCCUAGAAUGAAAGAUUUUAUUACACAAAAACAAAAGCUUUUAUUAUGUUGCUUAAGUGAAUUGAAACACAGCUUUCAAAACUUACCUGUUUAGUUGCAGGGAUAUCGUCAGAAUUUUUUUAGUGAUUAUUUUUCUACUUAUGCCAUUAACUUAGAAUAUGUAUUUUUGCAAACUUAUAGUUUGAUAAUUUUUUACAUCAGCAGAUUUCAAGUCUAUCCAGAUGGAACCAUGAAAACCAUAAAACAGGCUGGCGCCGCGACUCAAUGGGCUAAUCCUCUGCCUGCGGCGCGGGCACACCAAGUUCUAGUCCCGGUUGGGGCACCAGAUUCUGUCCCAGUUGCUCUUCUUCCAGUCCAGCUCUCUGCUGUGACCCGGGAGUGCAGUGGAGGAUGGCCCAAGUCCUUGGGCCCUGCACCCGCAUGGGAGACCAGGAGAAGCACCUGGCUCCUGGCUUUGGAUCACCGCAGUGCGCCGGCUGCAAUGCACUGGCUGUAGCGGCCACUUGGGUGGUGAACCAACAGAAAAAGGAAGACCUUUCUCUCUGUCUCUCUCACUCUCUCACUCUCUCACUGUCUAACUCUGCCUGUCAAAAAAAAAAACAAAAAAAAAAAAACAAAAAAAAAAACAAAAAACAUCAGGGGUCAAGUGAAAGCUAUACAAGGUUAAGGAGGAGAGUCACUGGGUUUGCCAGAUCCAUGAUUUGCUCAGGGGUUCUGAUGUAGAAAGAAGAGAGGUACUGUAUUGGAUGGAGGCAGCAUUGGGUCCAACGAGAGAAAAGACAAAGACAACUGCAGUCGGAGAACAGGCAAAUCAGAGCCAGGUAGGUAGCUACAAGGGCAGGGGUGAGUUGGCGAUGGGGAGGAGCUUUCUUUGAAGGUGUUCGGAGAGGUGUGACAGUCAGAGACGAGAUGGAAGAGCACUCUUUAAUGUGGGGCAGAGAGGAGCAGAAUGAAAGGAGAGGCAGGUACAUGGAGAUAAAUGACUGUCUUGGUUUUAUUCCUAGUAUGAGGCCCGUGGCAAGAAGACUAUGGCCUGAAUAUUACAGAAAGGGAUCAGUACUGCAAAGAAUCACUGUUUGGAUGGAAGAUCUACAAUGUGUGAAUGUGAUUUUUAUUUGACAAGAGAACACUGGUUUGUGGUAUAGAUUUGAAGAUUGAAAAUACAAGAAAGCAUUUUCCUGCUCCUUCCCUUGGAUCUCUUCUCUCCAGCACUUCAGAGCCAAUAAUUCAUAGGAAGGGAAGCAAAAACGAGCCUCCGUUAGGCAGCAGAGCUCUGCAAGGCUGGGCUGCGUCAGAGCCAAGGGAGGCAGCCGCCCCUUGGCCAUGCCGAGGCUGAAGUCCUGAGGGUUGCUGACAUUCUGCUGAUGGAACCACAUGCAUUCGUUUUAGGGAGGAGCGUUCACAUUUGCUAGCUGGACCAGGAUUUUUUUUUUUUUCUUUCUUUCUACAAGUCAGAAUAGACUGGUGGGACCCAGUAGAAUUAAUGAAGUUGUCAGGCACACACAAAAUCUGGAUUAUAUCUUUUUUGGUUGUCAUCUUCGCCAACUCUUCUUGCACUCUUUCGUAGAACAGGACCAGACGAUGGGAUUAGGAUGGAAGGAUUCGUGUUUGGAUGAUUCGGCAGCAGCAUGGUGUGAAAUCUGUUAUUUAUCUAAAUUCAAAGCUUUUCUGCCAAGAUAUAAGAAUUUCCCUUUAUGUCAAUACCGAGUGAGUUAAAGGAUAAAGGGAACUGCACAAAAUACAGAUGUGCUCAACUCAAACUACUGCUUUGGGCUAGCAGAGCAAUUAUUAUAUUGUGGGUGAGCUGAUGUGUUGCUGAGCAGUUAGGCUGAGGUCGGUCAGUCCCGCUGACGAUUUGAAUCUGAGACAUUUCCAAGUGUGCUCUCGUCCAAACCUCCUCUGUGAAGGUCCACCCCGUCUGAGCUCCAUACUCAGCACCUGGAGCGGAGCUCUUCCCCACUGUGUGCUUGCCUCACACUUCCUUUAUGGUCCGUUCUGUGGGCUCCACUUCCCUUCUCUGAUUGCUCGAUGUCUAGAAAAAUCAACCACGAGAGCCUCGAGGGCAGCAGGUGUUUUGUUUUCACUCCUUGGAGAGCCGUGUCUCGUCCUGGGACAGCAGCCCUUGGCUUGGCUGCGUCUGUGAACUGAGUGUGGAGGAGGUCGGACCCAGGCCCGUCUGUGUUGUUUGUGUUGACGCAGCCUGCAAUGCACACAAAUGCAGAAACAUCCUGAUGGCUGUUGCUUCUGAACCUGAGCAGAAAACUCCCACUUUGAUGAGACAGGAAGUCUCAGAAACUUCACUCCUAGAUGUGCCUCCUGUUAACAAAAUUAUAUGCCAGCUUGGGUCCUAUAAUUGUCAGGUUUAAAAUCAUAGAGAACUGAUUUGAUCUAUGACUUGCCACUGGGAGGGAGUUAAUCUCACUGUCUGUUUCCUUUACCUGCAAAGUGGGGCACUCUUGGUAUCCACCUCAUUAUUUAAGGCUUGGAAGCAUGAAAAUGAAGCAUUUUUGAAGGGGCGGUUGCUUUAUUUUUGUAUAUAUUUACAAGAUACGUUGCAUAGUUUCCCUAAGGCAUGUUCUCAGCAUGUCCGGAGGACAGGCAGAUCAGGGGCACAGCACACUUUCUGAAAAAGUCCCCCUAGUGAAUAUUUUCAGAACUGUGCAGGCCCGACUGUCUCCGGCAGUACUGGACUCUGCUGUUCUAAGUUAAAUGCAGCCAUAGACAGCGUGAGAAUGAAUGAUCCUGGCUGUGUUCCAAUAAAACUUUACUCAAGGACAAUGAAAUCUGAAAUUUCCUAUGAUUUUUGUAUGUCAUGAAAUAGUAUUCUUUUGAUGAUUUCUCAGCCAUUAAAAAUGUAAAAUGUGGUGUGGACAUUUGGUAUGGUGGUUAGCUCGCUGCUUGGGAUGCUCUCGUCCCGUACUGGAGUGUCUGGUUCCUGUCCCAGCUCUUCUGCUUUCAUUACAGGUUCCUGCUGAUGUGCACUCUGGGAGGCAGCAGGUGAUGGUUCAAGGAGUAGGAUCCCUGUUACUUAUGUGGGGCACCCGGACUGAGUUCCUGGCUCCUGGCUUCAGCCUGGUCCAGCCCUGGCUGCUGUGGGCAUCUGGGGUGUGGCUAGCAGAUGCAAGUUCUCUGUCUCUAAUAAAUGUUGAUUUUGAGCUUUACUCAAGGUAUAUCAGAGAAGUGGGUGAAACAAAUGACUAGCUAUAAUUACAGGUUAUUAAAUUAGGCUUUUUUAAAAUGUGAAAUAGGGGAUCUUAUCUCCCUGGUGCCUGAUAAAGAAGAAUAUUGAUUUGUUCUCUGGGGGAACAUGCAUGAGAAGUUGGCUGGAGUUGAGUGGUCAUGUUUCACUUUAUAGCAAAGGAAGCAGCAGCCUAGGGAAACUCUAUGACAUGCCUAGAGGUAGAGCUUUUCAGCACUGGCACUAGAUGGUCCCCAGCCCUGGCCAGUGUACUUCCAUCUUCCCUCCCUAUUUGGCAUUAUUCUCACAUAUCAUGAGCUUAGUGAUAGUACCUAGGAUUCAGAAAUAGUAGUUUUUAAAGAUCUGCUUCAUAUGUUCCUAUAUCAGCCCUCAGAAAACCCAGUGAAGCAAGGGAGCAAGUUUUAUGAUCUGCCUUUUAUAGAAGAGGCAACUGACCAUCUGAUGUGUCUUAACAUACCCUCGGUCAUACACCCAUUAAGUGCUAGGAGCAAGUCUGGGAACUAGGUUUUUCUAACUCCUUUUAUUAUACCAUGCUGCCUUAUUAUACUUCAUGGCUGCUGAUGUCAUUAAUACCCAAACAUUAAAAAAGAAAUUGAAAAAGAAAUAACAUCCUGCCAUGGUUCCAGCCCUUGGCAGUGAUUUUUAAGUGGAGCUCUGUGUUAUGAGAAUUUUUGCUUUCAAAAUGCUGCAUGCGCCUCCUGUAAAAGGUUGAAUGAGAUGAUUUUAUUUUUGGUAAGUGGCCCAUGUAAGUUUAUUAUUUAUUUAUUUUGGUCCUUUUUGCUCCAGCUCCUGUGGGUAAAUGAAGCACUGCUGUAUUUUUAUUGCAUGCCCCAUCAUUAAAAGAAAUUGAAAAGACGCUUGUUAGUUUUAAUAUUGCAUGAAUGGAAAUAUAUCUGGCAUUUUUAGGAACAGUUACAAUUCCUAAUAGUGCAUUUGAAGAAGUAGUCUGGUUUUGUUCUUGAUUAGAAAAAGAGGAAACUUUCUUAAAUUUGCUAUAAUUUGAUAAUCAUCUUUAGUUAUGGAGGGAGAACAUGUAUGUAGUAUGAACCCAACUUUAUGACUCAUUCAACAUUCCCUCCUGGCCUUUGGGGGUGGAUUUUACUCCUGGGCAGCAUGAAGGGUCGUUCAUUUGUUGGUAAAUAAUCCAAGCAAAGCUGCUUCCAAGUACACGUUUUCCCUCUUUAUAAACCAUAUGCUUCUUUAGUAAUUGGACAUAUGCCCCUUUUAAUAAACUACAUGUGGCUUUAACUGGUGGAGCCAUUGUUAAGUUAAAUAUAAACCAGAUAAUCGACUACUUCUUGCAUCUAAACCUGCAACACAAUCUCCCAGAAGACAGUGUAAAAUAUUCCACAAAACAGCUAUUCAGAGACAUUAUGGAAAGGUAAGUUGAGGCAGGGAAGGGUAUGGAGGAAUGGUAGAGACAAAUGCAGUUACCAGAAAAUAAUUCAGCUUGAGCGUCAGGUGCCGUGUGCACUGCAAGGCACAGACUUGGCAGUAACAACAGCAGGAGUAGAACAAGGACUUCAGAGAAGUUUCUGGACCACAUUUCAUGACUGGCUUGAAGUUUACAACUAAGUUCAUUUUAUUAAAGCCUGAAGUUGCCUUUCUUGGUAGCCUUCAUAAGAAGAGGUAAUCUUCACAGAUACCCAGGGGAAAAUGGCAAGCAAAGCAAGGUUCUAUAGCUUUCAAGAUUCUCUGCAGAAGACACUUUGCAGGGGUUAAUAAAACAGGAAUGUGUAGUGCGUGAGAAAGUCAUGCCUUGGUCAUCACUUACCUCUGGGGUGAUGUCCUAGUCCAUUUUCUGUUGCUAUACCAGGAUGCCUGAGACUGGGUAAUUAAAAAAAAAAUAGAAUUCUCUUUAACUCAUGAUUGUGGAGGCUGGGCAGUUCUGGAUCCUGGUGCCAGUGUCUGCUCAGCAUUAGGUGAGGACCUUCUCACUUAUUGGGGACGUGGCAGAGAGCAUCACAUGGCAGACAGAGCAAGUGAGCCAGAGUGAGUUUGCUUUUAUAACAGAACCACUCCUGCGAUAGCCCAUUGGUCUGGGAAUGCAUGAAUGUAUGAACCCAAUCACAAGGAUAGAGCCUUCAUGAUUGAGUCGCUUCCUAAAUGGCCCACCUCCAUAUUGCUGCUUUGAAGACCAAGUUUCCAACAUUCAGACUUUUGGAGAACACAUUAAAAUCAUAGCAAACCACUUUAAGCAACUUGCACAACCCCUGUUAAACCUUAGAAUUUUGACCUGAACCUUGGGGGAUGAUACUGCAUGCCACAAAGGCCCGUGGUGACGAGUGGAAUGAAUGCGUGUGGAGCAGUUAGCUCUGGCCUGGCAUUUAGUAACUGGUAAAUGAGCAGUUGAGGGGCACUCAUCAGUGUUGCUAACGCACUCAUCCUUGCACGUCUUCUGGGGCUGGCCUGCUGGAAGUUAGGGUGACAGUCUUGCCAGGAGGGACAUCAGGACAUUUUUAGUACUAGUUUGGAAGUCAUCUGUAUAUAGAUAUAAAAUAAUUAAAAUGGUCGUGUGAUUUUUAAAUAAGCUAAUUUAUUCAUAUCUCCAUAAAGCCCUAUAGUAAUUGCAAGUGCUAUUAAUACAUGUAAAACUCGCUUACUGUGUCUUUACUAUAAAGGCACUAAAAACGUUCACAGCAAAAUAAAAUUAAAAGAUAAGUUUAUUUCAGUGCAAAAGAUUUUUGAAACCCAGCGUAGUUUUUUCAUAAUACAGAUUUUUCAUGACCUUUUUGAAGUGCCUUAUUGUAUCGUAGCUGUUUUACGAGGUAUAAUAGUUUGAGUAAGGCUUCAGAAAAUAAAUUCAUGGGAUAACUUUUCAAUCUGUGUGUGUACCUAAUUUGGAUUUCUUUUGAGAAUUAUAGAGAAGAUCAUUCUUAUGAUAGGAUGAAAAUGAGCACAGUGUUUACGGCACCAGAUUGGAAGCCUGAGUUCUAUACUCCAGUGGCUGAGUUUGAGUCCUGUCGUUCCUGCUGAAUCCAGGUCCCUGAUAAUGCACACCCUGGGACACAGCCGGUGAUGGCUCAGAGUAGCUUGGCCCCUGCCACACAUGUGGGAGAUCUGGAUGGAGUUCCUGGCUCCUAGCUUUGGCCUUGCUCAGCCCCUUCCAUUGUGGGCAUUUGAGGAAUAAACCAGCAGAUGGGCUCUCUCUUCUCUGUCUCAGUCUUUCAAAUGAAUUUAACAAAAACUUUUAAAACUUCAAACUGAUUGUCUUUUUCCUUAUUCUAAAACGACUGGGAAAUAUAGAAGGUAAACAAAGAAGUAAUCCAUAAGAAUAUUUUCAUGCUAUUUUGGUACAUUUCCUGAAGGUUUUUUUUUUUUUUCCUAGAAAUAAUUAUGUAGUUCUCUUCCUUCCACCUUCCUUUCCUCCCAAAAAGUUGAAUCUUUAAGAUGCUCACAGACAGUUUAGCCUGGCAGGUAGGUGAGUGGACUCCAGAUUCUAAUCCAGUCUCUGUCACUGUCUAGUUGUGUUUUCUGGGACACAUAUGGUUCAGUUUUUCCAUCUGUGCAAUUCAGAUCAUAAUCAAACUGGCCUCACAGAAUCAUCAGGUAUAAGGUGCUUAGAACAGUGCUUGGCACAAAGUGAAGUUUGAUAUAGUGAGUGUUUGCCCUUACUUUCCUCUGUUCAUUAAAGCUGUGUAUUUAAUGACAUGGUAUUCCAUCAUAUCAUAAGGUAAAUGGACAGUUACACUUAAGUUUCUUGUUAUAAAUUACACUGUGACGAACAUCCUUGAAUAUAAAUCAUUGCCUUUGCAUUUGCAAUUUUUUUCCUUAAGGUAUGUUAUAGAGGGAUGGGCAUUGGGGCACCGUGGAUUAAAUUGCUAUUUGGGACACCUACAACCCAUAUCACAGUGCUGGUUCAAGUCCUGGCUACUCUAUUUCUGUUCCAGCUUCCCAUUAGCACGUCCUGGGAGGCAGUGGGUGAUGGCUUAAGUGCCUAGGUCCCUGCCAUCCACAGGAGAGGCGUGGCCAGAGUUUCCAGCUCCUGGCUUUGGCAAGAGUUUGGGGUGUGAAUCCUUGGAUGAAAGAUAUCUUCUCUCUCUCUCUCUCUCUCUCUCUUUUCUCUCUCCUUCUCCCCCAUCUCUCCUUGCCUUGACGGAAAACAAAUACAUAAACAUUAAAAGAAAGAUACAUCCUGGAACUGCAACCACUUGGUACACUUGGUUGCUUCCGGAAAUAUAGGAGGGUACUUCACAAAGCUAGUGGGAAGACAGAAUUAAAAGAUAACAUUCUUUUUGUGCAAAAAUUUUGAAAUCCCUAUGUAGGUUUUUCACCAUACACAUUUCCAUGAACUUUCUGAAGACCCCCUCAUGUGUGCCUUUAAUGCUGCGCCAAAGUUACCAUCUCCUGAGAACCUCCCUAACACUCAACAUUAAUUUUGUAAUGUUCCUAAUUGUUUUCUGGGUGCAAGCUUUAAAUCUGAAGUGUGUUUGUUCCUCAAGGGGAGGCCUGGCAAACCACAGUUAGCUCAUAGUGGAGCCAAAUCCAGCCUACAAUUUGUUUUCUUAAAAUAAAUUUUAUUGUAUAUAUUUAAUGUAUACAACAGGUUGUUGUGGGAUAUAGAUACAUAGCAAAAAUGUUACUAUAGCAAUGCAAAUUGAUAUAUCCAUCACUUCAUAUAACCACUUAGUUUUGGUUUUGUGGCAACAGCAGCUACAGUCUGAGCAUGAAGCCGGUACACAGUAGAAUUUUGUUACCUGCAGUCCUUGUGCUGUAUGUUGGUCUCUGGACUUGUUCAUCCUACACAUCUGCUACUUUGUAUCUACUACCCAUUUUUGGAGCCAAGAGUAAAUUCUUACAACUUCAGUUGCGACCAUGAAAAUUAUGUGACAUUCAAACUGUGUCUGUAAAUAAAAGUUUCACUGGAACACAGCCACGCUCACUGAUUUCCAUAUUGUCUGUAACUGCUUCUGAGUAGUUAUGAGGUUUACAGAACUAUGUGUUGGGACAUUGAUCACAAUUCAAGUUCAAAUUUAUUUUGUAUUUAUUGACGUUGAGUGAGGAGGUCUCAUAGGCAAAUAUUUUUUUUUUUUUAUUUUUUAUUUAUUUAUUUUUUUGACAGGCAGAGUGGACAGUGAGAGAGAGAGACAGAGAGAAAGGUCUUCCUUUGCCGUUGGUUCACCCUCCAAUGGCCGCCGCGGCCGGCGCGCUGCGGCCGGCGCACCGCGCUGAUCCGAUGGCAGGAGCCAGGAGCCAGGUACUUUUCCUGGUCUCCCAUGGGGUGCAGGGCCCAAGCACCUGGGCCAUCCUCCACUGCACUCCCGGGCCACAGCAGAGGGCUGGCCUGGAAGAGGGGCAACCGGGACAGAAUCCGGUGCCCCGACCGGGACUAGAACCCGGUGUGCCGGCGCCGCUAGGCGGAGGAUUAGCCUAGUGAGCCGCGGCGCCGGCAGAAUGUUUUUAAUAUGGAGAGGUAUUCCCAAAGAGUAGAGUAUGCCAUGAAUAUCCUCGUGAUGGAAUGAGUGACCAACAUAAAUAAGAGAACUGUUUGUGUAAAAGCUGCCUAUAUAGAAAAGGUGCUACCAGGGCUGAUGCCUUUGGAAACAUCCUGCUGAGGGGUGAUGGGGUCUCCUGAUGCCCUUUUGGAGGGGAACCCAUUGCAGGUCCAAGGAGUGUUACUGCAAUACUGGGUCUGUUAGGAAACAAGGAAGAGAAUAGGAGUCUAUUCUACAUUCUCCUAAGAGGCUGGGUUUGGUGUAACCUGUUUUAGAGUGUAGAAGUAACUGAACCCUUUCAUUGCCUAAAUAAUAUCACAGGUAUACUUAAUAUCAAUGGUUGGUGAUACUUUCAUAGAGAAAUCUGUUUUUAGUUUUAAGGACAGGCUACCGAAGCUACCAACAAUAUACCUGCCAUGUUACCCGUUUCAUCAGAACUAUCUUUAGAAAACCUGAAUGCACACAUAUAAAACAGAAUUUUUUUUAUUUCAAGUAUAUUGGAAAAAAUUUGUAUCAUAGUAUGAAGAAAAUCCAGUGUGUUUCCUACAUUAUACUAAUUUUAGGCUGAGAUGAAUUAUAUGGCUAAGUAAACUUAAUUUAAAUGAGUUAACAUUACAAUUUAGGACAGCAUAAAUAAAGCUACUAGUUUAUAUCACUUAUUUUCCACCAUUUUCCUUGUUGUCUGAAGUGUAGAAAUUCCAAAUGUGUGCGUUUCAGUGGAUUUUUACAUUGCAUGACACACACGUACCCCCAAGCUCGUGAGCGUAUCUGGUAGCAUUAGCGGUGGCCUGGCAGAGAAUAGGCGCCUUAUAUUUUGUUGAUUGAAGAAAUAGCUACUUCAAGUCCACCUAAUUACUUCAGUGGCAGAUGGAAUAAAUACCAGUUGCAAAAUCCACUAUUUUAGGGACACAGGGAAGAAUUAACUGUUUCCAUUCCUGUGACUUUCCUUGGUGAGGGGACAUUUUGUGAAUUAGUUGAAUUUCCGUGCUACAUCCAACCAAGAGGCAAGGUGUUAAGCCAUUCUGAUGCUCUGCCUUAUUUAUAGCCAUGACCCAUUCUUCUUCCCCCUCUUACAGUUAAUAGAAAGAUUCAUGAUUCUUCAUGGUUGUCUAUCUAGUGUCUGACAGUCCCGACUGCCUGCUAAAGCAAGUCACUAUCUAUAAUUGAUAUCCUUCCGUGGAAUAGGGUGCUGGCUGCAAUUGAAGGGCUUUGCUGAAAGCUCUUAAAUCCUGACAAGUUCUCCCCUUGUUCUGGUUCAGUCGCUGAGCUGCACGGUUGGAAUUCCAGAGUUAUUUGAACUUGGUGCAAAAGGGAGACAUGUGUUUCACAUUAGCAAAUCACAAAGUUGAAGAAGAGAAUUAGGAACUGGGCUGACUUUGCCCGCCAGGUAGUCUCAUUUCCAGUGUAAUGCACUCCAUGCACUCUUGAAAAGAUUACCUCGUCCGUUACUGUCCGAACAGAUGGGCUAAAUGUUGCCUUCCCUUCUCUUCUUUCUUUUAAGCCUCUCCCUUUCUCCAAUUGUGUUUCUCUUCUAGCUUUGCUGCUGGGUUCCUUAUCACUAGCAUGGUUAAUUAAGUUAUCUUUCCAGCAAGAUAAUUAUAAUUGUGCUUAGUUACUCUCAAGCUAAUACUGAAUUUGCCAUAAAUUUAUUUCUAUGACCAGAAGCUAAAAAGAUAGAUGGAUAUUUUUGUUAACUGUUUUUGCUGUACUUUAUUGCUUUGUUGGUGUCAGUUAAAAUAGAAGGGAACCAGAAAACAAAAAUAGUAUGUUGUACAAAAACUAAUUUGAGUCCAGUUUGGGUAACACUGAAUUAUGGAUUUGUCGAACUGCGGGUAUUUUCUCUUCCCUUGAUAUCUGAAUGACACAUAUUCUAAUAUCUCAAAAUAAGUUGAUAGUCCAUGUGUUUUCUCCAGUUUUGAAUUAACCUGACCCUCUUUUCAUUGUUGUACGUGAAUCUUAAAUCCAAAUAUGCUUGUGGAAAUUGGAGAAUAUCAAGUGUUGCUUGGUUUUGUUUUGGCUUUGCUGUGACACUGGUUUAGCUUGUGUUAUUAUGUAAAGCAGCUCAGCUCGGCUCCUCAGCUGGGUGAGCUGUGCCUCUAGUCCUUGCUGAGAUCAGUUUCCAUCUUGUUUCGAUUUUGUCCUGGAAGUAAGUUGCACCUUGCGCUCUGCUAGUUGAGGUGUCUGAAACACUCCUAGCGUCCAGUGCAGGUUUGGCUCAGGGUCUCUGAAACUUUUCCUUCACGUGUCAGCUGUGAGUGGCAUUUUAUAAACUACCCAUGUUUUGAGAAGUUUUUUAAAAAGAAGAUAAAAGAGUAACAAGAAUAAUAUGGGUCUCAGUGUAGAGCGCACUACUCAGUGGCUAGUUUAUGUUA